GCAUCUUUUAGAAGUUAGUUACAACUUAUUCACUCGGAGUCUAACACGCAAUAAUUGGGUCGUAAAAGAACUUCACGAGAAAAGUUGCGAAAAAUAUUUACAACCUUUUUUUUCUUACUUUUUUUUUGUGUGCUUCUGCACUUUUUAUUUUUUAUGUUUCUUUGGAAAUAUAAACUGUGCUUACUUUCUCAACGGAUAAAAUUCUCACUGCAAUUUUGAGACAGGUUAAUAAACUUUAGCGGAGAUAAGGGAUACUCAUUAUUAAGUAAAGAAGUCCUGAGGAGUGAAGGAAAAAAAUAUAACCUGAAAAUGAUAGAAAAUGAUAAGCAAAAGAUCAUAGUAAAAGAGGAAGUUUUCAUAUUACGCUAAUUUCUGCCAAAAGAAAAAAACCCGAAAAGAUUCCAGUUGAUUAAGAGUUCAAAGGAAAUACUUCUCAAGAAAACACAAAAAUUAAAAAAAAAAAAUCUAUGGAAAUACCUGAAAAUGAAAUUAAAAAAAAGACUAAAUAAUUUAUUAAAACAGGCCUGUCCAAAAAAAUUUUUUUUAAUGAUUUAAUUAUUCUUUCUGAUGCAGAACUUGACUUAUAUGAAACAUUUAAAAUGUCAGAAACAGUAUUCAACUUAUUUUACAGAACGUGUGUGCACAGCAGAAAACCAAUAUUCAUUUUUCUCAAUAGACAUAAAUGCCUCCUUUGUUUUUAAAGAAAUGAAGAUUGCUUGAUAACAUUGCUUUCACUUUUAAUAGUGCUUCAUAGACUCUUCCAAAACGUCAUUCGCUACAGGCAAAUGAGUAAAUAAAUAAAUAAAAUAAAAUAAAUAAAUAAAAAUAAAAGAAAAAUUUUAUUUCAAUGUAAGAAUACGUGUUAUUUCAUAUAAGAACGCCUUCUAAAAUAAUUUACUUUACAUUAUUGAUGGAAUCUAAAAUAUGCUACAAACUUUUUAAAGAUAUUUCCCAGAGCCUGAAUUUCUUUUUUCCAUGAUAUCAUCAAAUUAUAUUUUUUCAGGAUGUAAAGAUUUUUUUCAUUUUGCUCUACCAAUUUUGUGAAGAAAUUCUAAAUAAUUUUUCCUUGUCACGCAACAACGUUACUGAAACAUCUGAUAAUUGAAUUUCAUGCUCAUAUUUAUUACUUCAUCAAGCCGGAAGAAAUAUCAUUACAAUAGCCAUCUAACCUGAACAAGCAAUUAAAUGCUGAUCAAGAAUAUCAUCAAUACAAUUCUUUAAUAAUGUGUUCAUAAUAUCUUUUGUGAUAUAAGUUAGUAGCAGAAAGAUUCUCGGUCACUAAUGAAUGAUUUAAUGGUAAUAAGAAAUUACGUAAUCCAUUUCUGAUCAUGAAACAAAAAAUACAUUUUUUCUUAAAAGGAAGACGUUUUGUAACUAAAUAUUACGUGCACUAAGUUGUAUUAAUUUCCAAUUGAAUUUAUUUGUUAUCUAAUAUCUCUUCAGGAGAAAAGAAGGUGAUCUAAAAGGUAAUUAAUUACUAAAAUUUGGAAGUAUUUUUCGCAUUAAACUAUAAAAAAAGAAAAUAUCUUACAUAAAAAGCUAGUUUUGAACUGAAAAGUUCUAAAAAUACUUUUAAAAAUUUUUCAAAGCUUGAAAAUAAAGUUGAAAAAUGGUAGCAAUAAAUUUAGAUUGGAAUUAAGAAAGUCAGAAAGAAAAACAAAAGAGAAGUUAGAAAAAAUAUUUUAUUACAUGUCUCAUCAUGUGCUGUGCUUGAAUAGAAAAAUGAAAAAUGUGAAAAAAAAUGCAGAAAAAAAUUACAUACAAAAAAUAUAAUCAAAUAAACAAGCAAACAUUAUCGAGAUUUAAAUAACACUUGUUGAAGUAAACAGCUUACGUAUUAUAUUUAUUUCUAGCAGCUCCGAUGAUGUGUAAAUAUAAUAUGACGAAAUAGGAAGAGGUUUUAGAAAAUAACUUCCAGGCACAUAAUGAUGACUUACUUUUAACGAAUGGAACUAGGUAUUUAAGUAAAAUGUUUUCCGUUGUUAUUCGAGAACUUUCAAGAGCUUUUUAAUAUAUGAAGAGUGUAAAGUCACAAAUCAUUUAAGCCAAACAAUAAAUAAUACAACAAACUAGUGACUUGAAAGUGUAGCAAGUCACUUACCCUGUAAUGGAAGCAUCAAAACUAUUGCUCAACUUCGAUUCAUAUUUCUUCGAUCGUUUCAAUCCACUAUAGAAAAACAGCAAUGUCCUAUUUCAAGGCAGUCAGGCACUUCUUCCAAAAAUCCUUCAUUCUGCCUCCAACAUGAAGAACCGAAAAACAACUGUCAUCACAAGUACAAUUUGGAUGGUGGUUGCAGCUGCAGCAAUAAUGAUACCUCCUUCUUCAGAGGAUUCCAUCAACUACUUCCCAAACUCGUCUCUCUACGAGACAUCGAACUUUCUGGAACAGUUCCACAACGUCACUGUCUAUCCAGAGGGUGCCGUGUGGAAUGCUGAACUUAUCCAGAGGGUGGUGACGUUAGCCAUCAUCAUGGUGGUGACACUCGUAGGAAACACCAUCAUUGUCCUUGUGUUGUCUCGCUCGAGAUACCGCAAGCGAUCGUCUAGAGUCAAUAUCUUUAUCCUCAACUUAGCGAUUGGUGACUUGGCAGUUUGUCUGAUAACAAUGACGUCAGAGCUGUUAUUUGAGGUUUUUGGUGAAUGGGUCCUCGGUGCAGUAGCCUGCAAAGCCAUUGUUUAUGCUCAAAUCGUGACCUUAGCCAGUACGACUUUCAUAUUGACUACUAUGAGUUACGACAGAUACCUGGCCAUCUGCUCUCCCCUCCGGACGACUGCAGGAGUAAAACAAGCCAAGAAAAUGAUUGCUGCGUCCUGGCUUCUUGCCUUUGUGUUCGCUGUUCCUCAGAUAUUCAUUUUCGUUCAAAGAGAAAAUGGUAUCACCGAGACAGGCCGCAUUCGUUAUGAGUGCGUUAGUCGAGGUUACACAGCAAUAUGGCAAAGGAAAGUCUACUUCAUGUGGCUUACUUUUUACAUCUUAAUCAUUCCUGCCGGAUGCAUCAGUUACUGCUACAUCAACGUGCUCAGGACAGUCUGGGCUGCUGGACAAGAAAAUAGCCGGACUUCCACCAAGUCUUCCAGCAGUAGAGCCAGCGGAGGUGCUGACAAUGGCCAUUCGACGAUUCGUCUUCGCAGGUCCUUCAACGCCGCGUCCACCAUCCCCAGGGCGAAGAUAAAGACAUUGAAGCUCACAGUCUGCAUCAUAGCUAGUUUCAUCAUAUGCUGGACUCCCUAUUUCAUUGUACAUAAUAUCAGAAUAUUUAGUAACUACACAAUAAAAGUCCCCAGGACAGUUAUCAUUGGAGCUGAAACCUUCGCUCUUCUCAACAGUGCUCUCAAUCCUAUAUUUUAUGGGUAUUUCAACGUACGCGUCCGUAAAGGUUUCAUAGAAAUAGUGUACAGGAAAAAAGACUUAACAAGGGACAGGAUCUGUAAUGGCAUGUCCGGCGACACUUCCUAUAGCAGCACAAUUCUUCAGCACAUGGAGAACAGGGCACCAACAACUCAACUAGUUUAUGAAAUGUCUGAAUAUUCCAACAGAAGUCCGAAUGGAAGCCCAUGUUACAGAACGAGGCGAAGCGCAAGAUCAAUGAAACGCAGGGGUCAGAACAAUGCAGCAAGGUUAUGACGCCAAGGGUGUUAUUGUGAAGGCUGUCACAAUGAUGUUGCUCUUUGAAAAGCCAACUAGAAUGAAACGAAAGGUUGCUGUAAGAUUAGUGGCCAACGGGUGUUGUGUCAAAGACUACUCUUCCACUGUCGCGUUUCAAGAUUUUAAUGACGGAAGAUCAGGAAAUGAAUUCUGAGAAGCUACAGCAACACUGUCGCAAGGCUGUUCCGUUGCUAAUGUUGUUUUGUAAGCGGUAGGCUACAGUGCUGCCGUUUGAAAUUCAGCUUUAGAAUGAAAACAAUUGUCAGGUAAAGUAAAGGUAUUUGUCAGAACAACAUUGAUGAAAAUCUGUGUGGAAACGGUGGCUAAUGUGAAAGAAGUGUCAGAAUAUUUUCUUCACGUUUCAGAAGUAAACUUCGGAAUGGAACAAAGUUAGAAAUAAAAAUGUUCUUUGUGACGUCAUAUCUCGAACAUGGAUGGACAUAGUAAAAAAGAAAAAGAAAUGUUUUUGAAAUGUGAUGGUUCUAAGGGCGUUAUGAGAUGGUUGUCACAUCCAAGUUUGCCUUUGAGAAAAUGUUUCUGAAAUAAGACAAGUGAAAGGUCAAUAAAGCAAUGAGUAAACCUUGAUCAAGUUUUAUGACGCCCACUUUGCUGUUUUAAACAUAGUCAUUUUGAUGGUUUGUUCCGAAAUAUCAAAUUCAGUAAUGUUGUCGAUUUUUCAGUGAGAUUCAGUAACGAAAACGCGCAUCUGAUAGCCAAAUAACUUUGUACACUUUUCAAGAAGUUGAAGUAGCUGUGUUACAUAGAACGCAAAGGAAAGUUUGCGGUUUUCUUGAUCAUCGUGAACUAAAGCUUACUUUACUGUGUUAAUGGUUAAGCCAAAAUAAGCUUAAAAACUCAUUACAUCAGCAAAAAAGUUACUUGUACCGUCAACUGAGGUAACUUUGGACUUUGCGGGUAACAUUAGUCCAACAAACGAGAAGAGAUUGUCGAAACUGAAUCAGACAUAUGAAAGUGGUUAUACCUUAUUCAGUUCAAAAGACUAAUUAGCACUGGCUUUACUUAACCAUUAUUGGUAAUACUAAUUGACUUUUCGUUUGUUGGGUUAAUGUUUCCUGCAAAGGAUUUAGUUACCCCAUUUGACGGUACUCAGUUUUGGUUACCUAUGUGCAUUCCAGCUACUGAGCUUGUUGGUGAAGCUGGUUUUAAAACUGAUCUAACCACAACAGAAUCGCACAAAAUUGUUUUCUUGAAAAACAACGGGAGCAAAUUUCAAUAUCUGCCAAUAAGGUGCCAUGAAUUUCUGAUGUAAAUACGGUUUUCAAUUUCUUAUUUAUCUGCUAGGUGCUAGACGCUGUCUCUAUUUGUUUAUGAAAGUCCUGAUCGCUACGGGGAUAAAUUGAAGUAUUUCUGUCCAUGUUGUCCUAUUAAUGCUCUAAAAAUUAGGGGGUGGGAAUGUAAAAAAAAAAUCUGAUCUAAUAAAAUACGAUAGCUUCAUACACAUAGACCAGAAAUCACAGUAAUAUAUAUAGAAAAAGAAAAGAUUGCAGUUUUACAAUGAAAAAAGUCAAAUCUCAACUCGUAUACGAGUUAACUUCUUGAAAGCAUCUUGAACCAAACCAUUGCGGUGUAUACAACAUUGUACAAAAGCAAAGAACUGACUAAAGAUUCAAUAACAACAUUGGACAGAAAAAUAGGUGUUGUUUAUAGAAAAAUAGUUCGUUUGAUGAAUUUUAUUUUGAGGUUACUAGUUGAAUUCCAUAUACUUCAAACAAGAAAACCGAAACUGCGAAAUUUGAAUAGUGUAAAAAAAAAAAGGAACCAAGUGCUCAGAUCAAAACAUCACGUAAUAUACGCUCAAUUUUGUACAUAGUACCUUCCAAUGUUUUUAUGUGUAAAGUGUUUGAUUCAAACUAUAUAUGGAGAUAUAUUCUGAAAAUCCAACGAAUCUCAUGUAGAUGUUUAACAGUAUGAAAAAGGGUGUAAAUUAAAUGUAAUAUAUUUAUUGCGCACUUAAGAAGUGUGACCUGUUUAUAGGUAGAGUUUAUAAUACAUUUUCAUGCGUAGGAUUUUAUUAUAAUUUUCAUCAUUACCUAGAGCUUCAACAAUAAAACUGUUUAUUACGUGUUAAUGAAAAGUGUUGUGAAAUUCUAUUGUUGUCCUCUAAUAAG
Messenger RNA from Uloborus diversus, 5775 nucleotides. RefSeq names its product neuropeptide S receptor-like. The coding region runs from base 2243 to 3625 and encodes 460 amino acids. The transcript is spliced from 6 exons. Gene Ontology annotation, biological process: G protein-coupled receptor signaling pathway. The record is from RefSeq and is a predicted model, not a curated record. Gene Ontology annotation, molecular function: G protein-coupled receptor activity; peptide binding. Gene Ontology annotation, cellular component: membrane. NCBI's taxonomy places the organism in Eukaryota, Metazoa, Arthropoda, Arachnida, Araneae, Uloboridae.